Molecule: messenger RNA, 423 nt
Organism: Lolium perenne
Lineage: Eukaryota; Viridiplantae; Streptophyta; Magnoliopsida; Poales; Poaceae
Source: RefSeq, a predicted model, not a curated record
AUGGCGCGUGUCCAGCUGGUGGCUCUGGCCCUGACGAUGCUCUUCGCCGCCACGGCGGCCCAGGCCCCGGCCGCCACCCCGACGCCGGCCCCCGUGUCCGCGCCUCCGACGCCGAUGAUGCCGCCACCGACCCCGGCACCGGUGUCUCCCCCCGUCGUGGCCCCGGCCAUGCCUCCCCCGGCGCCGGCGCCCCUCGCGCCAGCACCCGCCGCACCAGCUCCCGCCCCCGUGGUCCCUGCCCCGGCUCCCAUGGCCAUGGCCCCGACCCCCGAGAUGAGCUCGCCGCCGGCGCCCGCCCCCGAGGGCCCCGCCCCCGCCCCGUCCAGCGCCGACGUGCCCCCGCCCAGCGCCGCCACCGGCGUCCACCCCGCCGCCGCGUGGGUCGCCACCGCCGCCCUGGCCGCCGCCGCCGCCUUCUACUGA